GUUAUUAUUCAGUUCGGUCUGAUGCUCUGAUCUUUUUAAUUUUAUUUAAUGUUUAUCUCACAAUAAAUAAUUCAUUAUUCUUAUAAUUGAUAGAUUAUGUCUCAGAGGAGUAUUACAUCAUUUUUCAACCGCAAACCUGUUCCUAAGAAGACAGAUGAUGAGGAACUUUCUGCAAAAGAAGAAAGCGGUGAUAAAAAGGAAAUUAACAAGAGUCCUUCACCGAAAAGUGGAAAAAGAAAGAGAGUCAAAGUAAUUUAUAGCAGUGAUGAAGAGGAGGAAAUCAAGAAAACUAGCCCAGAAAAAUCUCCUGCAAAGAAGAAAGUUAAUGGGAUAUCAGCAGGGGAAAUCCCUGAAAAAUCCAAAAGUGAAGAAAAUAUAAAAUCUGAAAAUGAAAAACUUGAAUCGCCAGAGGAAAGAAAACGAGCACAUUCACCUUUGUUGGAUUUUUCAAAAGAAGAUGGAAAACCUAUCAGAAAAACUGCUCCUAGAACCUUACCCCCGGGCAAUACUCUUAGUCCCAAUAUCAAGAAAAUAUUGGAAGAGAGAGGAUGUUUUAAAAGAAAAUCUAGCACUUCAGAAGAUAAAAAUGAUGACGAAUCACUGGAAACAGACAUUAAACCACUUCAAGAAAAUAAGAGUCAGGAAGAAAAAAUGGAAAGUAGCCCCCCUAAAAAGGUGUCUGAAGAUUCAGAGACCUCAGCAUCAAUAUCAUCGCCUGGUGGAGAAAGUUCAAAAGAAAGCAAGAAUUCUAAAAGUAGUUCAAACGACAGUAAAACUAAAAGAAAGAAACAGUCACCAAAAUCAAAGUUAAGUAUGUUUAAGAAUACAAAAUCCUCUACAUUAUCACCUAAAGUUAAAGAAGAGAUUAAAUCAGAAAAGAAAGAGGUUAAGGAACCUAUCGAAGAAACAGAAAUAAAUGCAAAGGAUGUCAAAGAAGAAAAAGGUGUCGAAGAAGAAAAAGAGGUAAAAAAAGAGAAAGAUGUCAAAGAAGAGAAAGAAAAUAAUUCUCCUAAGUCAAACAUCACUUCAUCAGACUCUUCAGUAAAGAAAAAAGAAUUACUUUCAUUCUUUGCCCCUAAGAAAGACAAAGAUGGGAAGGCCAUUCCCCCACCUCAAGAUCCAGGCGCUAGCUACAACCCGGCAAAAAGCAAAUACCACCCCAUAGAUGAUGCGUUUUGGAAGCAUAAAGACAAAGUUCCGUACCUGGCUUUAGCUCGGACGAUGGAAGAGAUUGAGAAUGUGAGUGCCCGACUCAAAAUGAUUGAGAUUCUGUCGAACUACCUUCGCUCAGUGAUCGUACUUAGUCCUGACGACCUCUUACCUUCCGUCUACCUGUGUCUUAACAAGCUCGCUCCGGCCUACCACAGUCUGGAGUUGGGUGUGGCUGAAACCACUAUGUUAAAGGCUAUAGCUCAGAGCACUGGUCGGUCCAUGGCUCAGAUCAAGUCAGACGCUGCUGCGGCGGGAGAUCUGGGCAUUGUGGCUGAGCAAAGUCGCUCUACGCAGAGAAUGAUGUUCAAACCUGCUGCUCUUACAGUGCGCGGAGUCUUCGACAAACUCAAGGAGAUCGCGCAGAUGACUGGACAAGCGUCGAUGGGAAAGAAAGUGGACAAGAUUCAGUCGAUGUUUGUAGCCUGUCGCUAUUCGGAAGCCCGGUUUUUGAUUCGAUCCCUCGCUGGAAAACUCCGCAUCGGGUUGGCUGAGCAAUCGGUUCUUCAGGCGCUAGCCUUGGCUUGUGUGACGACACCUCCAGGUCAAGAAUACCCUCCAGAGACGAUUGAUGUGGCGAAAUCAAUGUCUGCGGACUCAUUCAAGUCAAAACUUGACGAAGAAGCCCUUAUUAUCAAAACAACAUAUUGUGAGUGUCCCAACUACGAUUUGAUCAUCCCGGUUAUCCUGUCGGAGGGUGUCAGAGCGUUACCGGAACAUUGCCGCCUUACUCCGGGCGUCCCGCUCAAGCCUAUGUUGGCGCAUCCGUCCAAAGGAGUAUCGGAAGUGCUACAGCGUUUUGACGGCCUUCGCUUCACCUGUGAGUGGAAGUACGACGGAGAGAGAGCUCAGAUUCACCUGGGUGAAGAUGGCAAGGUGAGCAUCUACAGUCGUAACCAGGAAGACAACACAGGCAAGUACCCAGACAUAGUCAGUAGACUGCCGAGUUGUCUGGGGCCGAAGGUCAAGUCUUGUGUACUGGACACGGAGGCCGUAGCCUGGGACAAGGUCAACAAACGGAUACAACCCUUCCAAGUCCUCAGUACUAGGAAGAAAAAGGAUUGUGUGGAAAGCGAGAUCAAGGUGCAGGUGUGCGUGUUCAUGUUUGACUUGCUCUACCUCAACGGAGAGUCGUUGGUCAAGAAACCGUUGGUCGAGCGCCGAGAACUACUCAGAGAGAACUUCCAAGUAGUCGCGGAACAGUUUGAGUUUGCGACCAGUCUCGACACCAGUAUAUUGGAGGAGAUGCAGGAAUUCCUCGAGGGAUCUGUCAAAGGGAACUGCGAAGGGCUAAUGGUCAAGACAUUGGAGACGGAUGCUACAUACGAAAUAGCAAAGAGGUCCCGCAAUUGGCUCAAGUUAAAGAAGGAUUACCUGGACGGCGUCGGGGACACUUUGGACCUGGUGGUGGUGGGGGGAUACCUGGGGAAGGGGAAGAGGGCGGGGGUGUACGGAGGAUUCCUUCUGGCUUGCUACAACCCUGACACUGAGGAAUAUCAAACGGUCUGCAAGAUUGGUACCGGCUUCAGUGACGAGGCAUUACAAAAACAUUCCGAGACUUUGAAGACAUCCAUUAUUCCGAGUCCUCGACCGUACUAUCGCUACGACUCCGGCCACGAGCCCGAUCACUGGUUCGACGCAGCGCAAGUUUGGGAGGUCAAGUGCGCAGACUUGUCUUUGUCUCCUGUACAUCACGCUGCUAUUGGCAUCGUCGAUCCAGACAAAGGCAUUUCGCUGAGAUUCCCUCGGUUUAUGAGAGUGCGAGAGGACAAAUCAGCGGAAGAAGCGACAUCUGCGCAACAGAUUGCAGACAUGUACAAAAAUCAAGACCAAAUAAAAAACCAACAGGAUUCGAAUAAAGUGGCUGAAGAAGAUUUCUAUUAGUGUUAAGUCUAUUGUUUAGUCUAUUGAUGUAAAUAUAUACAUUACUUUAAAAGUACAAAUGCAUUUUCACUGUAUGAAGCUAUAA
This is a messenger RNA of Macrosteles quadrilineatus (aster leafhopper), 3178 nucleotides long. Its product is annotated as DNA ligase 1-like. Gene Ontology annotation, molecular function: DNA ligase (ATP) activity; ATP binding; DNA binding. Gene Ontology annotation, biological process: DNA repair; lagging strand elongation; Okazaki fragment processing involved in mitotic DNA replication. NCBI's taxonomy places the organism in Eukaryota, Metazoa, Arthropoda, Insecta, Hemiptera, Cicadellidae. The transcript is spliced from 18 exons. Bases 97 to 3093 code for a protein of 998 amino acids. The record is from RefSeq and is a predicted model, not a curated record. Gene Ontology annotation, cellular component: mitochondrion; nucleus.